GCUUUGCUUUGAUCUGAUUUUUCUUAUCGAUUUGUUAUCUACACGCCACCCUCCGUCAUAAUCAUUUUGUUUCUUCACGUAAUACAGAAACACUUCGAUUUUCUGCCAAAAGAAUGGCGAAUAAAGAAGGAAAUCCUUCAUCUUUGCCUGUAGAUCAAGAAAUUGAACAACUCACAGGCAUGGCAAGAGAUGAGGCAAUAUUAGCACAUCAGGAUAAACUUGAGAAAGAGAUAAAAGAGUCCACCCAACUUAUUAGUGAGAAGCUACCACUUUCUGUUCUCACAGAUGAAUUCAAAAGUGAUCCUGUUUACUGUCAGAAAGUAGAAGACCUUUUAACAAAACACCGAUUUAUCAGGAAAACAAGAGGUGAUGGGAACUGUUUCUUCCGUGCGUUUGGAUUUGCUUACUUUGAAACUCUUCUGACAGACAAAGAGGAGCUACACAGAUUUAUUGGCAUUGCAAAGAAGAGCAAAGAUGAGCUGAUAUCAUUAGGUUUUCCUGCCUUUACAUUAGAGGACUUUCAUGACACAUUUAUGGAAGCAGUGCAAUCAAUCCAAGAUAAACCAAGCCUAGAGAACCUGAUAGAGACAUACUGUGACCAGGGUAUAUCUGACUAUCUGGUGGUUUACUUUAGACUUCUCACUUCAGGAGAACUCAAGAAGCGAGCGGACUUCUAUAAGGACUUCAUCGAAGCUGGGAGGACUGUGAAGGAAUUCUGUAGCCAGGAAGUCGAGCCGAUGUCCAAAGAGAGUGACCACAUCCACAUCAUUGCUUUGACCAAUGCACUAGAGGUGGGCAUUAGGGUAGCAUACCUUGACAGAGGCGAAGGGGGCAAGGUCAACUGCCACGACUUUCCAGAUGGCUGUACACCUCAAGUCAUGCUCCUGUAUAGACCAGGCCACUAUGAUAUACUCUACUCAUAGUCACGUUCUGAGUGCUCUCUAGGCAGAGCUUGUCAUGGAACAGGAAGGAACUUUUUCAGGUGACAUCUGAAGGUUUUGUGGAAGCUGCUGACCCUGAUAGACUGCUCUACCAUGGAGGCUCACAGUGUAGGGAUUGUUAGAGUGUGCCCUUGAAGAGUGUUAUCUGGGUGCAUGUUCUUGAUGACUUUUGGAAGAAAGAAAACCGAUUUGGUGGCAUGAAAGGAUUUUGAUUGAUUUACAGCACCACGUUUCCAACGGCAUAUGGAGAAAGUUGUAGUAUAUUCAAGUAAGAGUUCAUCUGAAUUUAAUUGGAAUUCCAGGAAAUGGGGUUUGGAGAUGUAGAGAUUCACCUCAGAGCACCUGUGAUGGCUGUGAGUGUGAGUACUAAUUGUGUUUAACUCAAUCACUGUGGUACUCUGAGUGAACUUUCUUUUUUUUUCCUUUAUUUUAUUAUCAUUGAGUAGACCAAGCUGAAAGAAAUCUAUAUCAUCUUUGAGGAUUACAGCACCCAGAUGGUUUGUAAAGACCAUGAUUGUAAUGUUUAGGUGACCUGUCCCAAUCCACUGGAACCCAAACACUUGUAAUGGCAUCAAGUUUACACACAUGUCUGUAAUACAGCCACUCUUAAUCCUUGAUAGUUUUGUAUGAUACAAAUGUUCGGCAAACCAUUGCUUGCUGGCGAAGCUCUUCAUUUAAAGGAGAAUGAAACCCAACAUUUAAUACCACAUAAUAUCAUUGAUAAGUACAUGAUAAUCAAGAUGAAUCCACUUAUACCCAAAUCCGAUUUCCCAGUAUGGAGUACCACCUCUUCAAAGUUAGGCUUCUUCAGGUUCGAAGUCUCUGAAUGGAGAUCGCCAUUGUUAUGGGGUUUGUUCAAAAUUGUGAUGUCAGCGACGAACAACUGCUCUCGGUAGUACUUCCAUGUGCAGUUAUACACAGGCUGAAACCACCCCCAAGUUUGCAGAAUAUAGAUACUUCUUUUACCAGAAAUAAAUAAAAUAUACACAUGAAACACUUGAAAAUAUUAAAAUUAAAAUUAUUUUAUGGUUUAAAAACACAUAUUGAUGAGUUUUGAUGAAAAUGUUUACACAAUUAUUUACGAUAUCCAAAUUGGCAAAUUUGUACGGACGGCCGGCCCCUGAACCGAGUGAUCGUGUUUUGUUGGAAGUUUGGUUGUCUAUCCCGUUUGAAUAUCGUGAAAUUGUUGAUUGUGCUAUAUUUCAAUAUGUCUAACGUUGUUUAUUAUUUGUUACCGUCAAUUUUAAGUAAAACAAAACUUAUCGCGGACGUUUGUAUUGAAAUAGAACUUAAAAGGCCCGAGAGCCUUCGACUUCAAGCCCCAAUACUCGGCCGAAAAAAUUGGUAAAAUGCUCGCUACAAACAACAUCAUUCCUCGUGAAUUUGGAGGAAGGCUUGUUGUAUUUCUCCACCUUUAGUGCAGCCACUCAUUCUUAGAGAUUUCUGGCUUCUUCUGCGGAUCGGGAGUUCGGUAAAAGCUGCAUUUUGUGCCCUUUUCUGACCGAUUUUCCGCUAGCAAUCACAGGCGCGCGCCGGGAUCGGACACCGAGUUGUCCGUCGCUGACGUCACAACCCCCCCACAGAGAUAUAGGGAGUAUAAGCAAAAUGGCGACCUCCACGGGUCUUUCGAAUAUCAAAAUAUUGAUAACUUUGACUUGGCAUAUCAUGGGAAAUAGGAAACCGUUCUGCCUCAUUUUUGUCUCACCUGCAUAGCAGAGUGAGACUAUAGGCGCCGCUUUUCCGACGGCGGCGUCAACACCAAAUCUUAACCUGAGGUUAAGUUUUUGAAAUGACAGCAUAACUUAGAAAGUAUAUGGACCUAGUUCAUGAAACUUGGCCAUAAGGUUUAAUCAAGUAUUACUGAACAUCCUGCCUGAGUUUCAUGUCACAUGACCAAGGUCAAAGGUCAUUUAGGGUCAAUGAACUUAGACCAUGUUGGGGGAAUCAACAUCAAAAUCUUAACCUAAGGUUAAGUUUUUGAAAUGUCAUCAUAACUUAGAAAAUAUAUGGACCUAGUUCAUGAAACUUAUACAUAAGGUUAAUCAAGUAUCACUGAACAUCCUGCAUGAGUUUCACGUCACAUGACCAAGGUCAAAGGUCAUUUAGGGUCAAUGAACUUUGGCCGAAUUGGGGGUAUCUGUUGAAUUACCAUCAUAACUUUGAAAGUUUAUGGAUCUGAUUCAUGAAACUUGGACAUAAUAGUAAUCAAGUAAUACUGAACAUCCUGUGCAAGUUUCAGGUCACAUGAUCAAGGUCAAAGGUCAUUUAGGGUCAAUGAACUUUGGCCAAAUUGGGGUAUUUGUUGAAUUACAGCCAUAAAUUUGAAAGUGUGUUGGUCUAGUUCAUAAAACUUGGACAUAAUAGUAAUCAAGUAUCACUGAACAUCCUGUGCGAGUUUCAGGUCACAUGAUCAAGGUCAAAGGUCAUGUAAGGUCAAAGAACUUUGGCCACGUUGGGGGUAUUUGUUGAAUUGCCAUCAUAUCUCUAUAAGUGUAUUGGUCUAGUUCAUAAAACGUGGAAAUAAGAGUAACCAAGUAUCACUGAACAUCUUGUGCGAGUUAUAGUAGUUUUCAAAAUCAGCACUGCUGCUAUAUUGAAUCGCGUGAUGCAGGUGAGACGGCCAGAGGCAUUCCACUUGUUAUUUAUAUUUAAUCAGUGAAAUGUAAUCGGCUUAUGACCAGAUAAUAAAUCUAUCCUUUCAUUUUCCUUUAACUAAAGUCUAAGCCACCCCAAGGUUAUUGAAAUAAUUGACCCAAAGAGUAACCCGAUGUCCGGCCAUUGAAGACCAUGCCCAUAGAUGCCCUGUUAAAUGGCUUCAAUGUCACUCUCAUUUGUCUUGGAGAUUUGUUGUGCUUUUUUAUUAUUUUCCAUUUGUAAUGUAAUAUAGAAAAUUGCCAUGAAUAGAAAGGUGACCUUCACCUAAAAAUAUGGCAAUAUAAGGCCUGAGAUGGAACUCAUUCUCAUUGUAAUGACAUGUGCUGAAAAAUGUCCAUAUAUUACUGGUCAACUGCCCAUGAACAGUCCAUAAAAAUAUAUUUUAGUUUGGCUCAAAACAGAAGGCUACAUGUAUAAUUUGAAAACGUAACUCCAUUACUGGGAAUGAAGCUCUGAAUCUCUCAAAGUAUGUGCAGAGAAGAAAGAAGUAUAGGUUAUAUCAUCUCCAUCGUAGUGCUUCAUAUCUUUAUUUCAAUUUUACUCACCCUGUGAUUUUAAUUCACUGAAUAAUAUUUCAAGUUAAAUUUUUUAAAUAUUUUUUUUACACUGUCUCAUCAGCUCCUCUUGCAAAUUUCAGGACAACUCCUAAUUAUAAAUAUUUCAAGUCCAGAGUAUGCAAUCAAUAUUGAUAGUUCUUGUGCAUAUCUGCAUGUUUUAUGCCCCCAAAUUUAUCUUAUUUCAUUUUAUCUCAUAUAUUUUACUUUUUAAAUUUAUUAUCAGCUUUAAAUCUGUACUAUCAGUGUAUUUCAUGCAUUAUACUGUACUGUCUAUAAUCAAUUAAUAUAACGUUAAUGGUACUGAUAACAUUAUAAUUACCUGGGGUGGCCACUGAAGUUAUGAAACUUUUCAAUCAAUUUGCCAUAUGUUUCCACUUUAAUUCUUCAAUAUAAAAUUCUAAGCUCUGCUCCUGAGCCUGGUGCUUUAA
Lytechinus pictus (painted urchin) is the source of this 4581-nucleotide messenger RNA. RefSeq names its product ubiquitin thioesterase OTUB1-like. The record is from RefSeq and is a predicted model, not a curated record. Gene Ontology annotation, molecular function: ubiquitin binding; cysteine-type deubiquitinase activity. The transcript is spliced from 7 exons. NCBI's taxonomy places the organism in Eukaryota, Metazoa, Echinodermata, Echinoidea, Temnopleuroida, Toxopneustidae. Bases 114 to 923 code for a protein of 269 amino acids. Gene Ontology annotation, cellular component: nucleus. Gene Ontology annotation, biological process: protein K48-linked deubiquitination.